Molecule: messenger RNA, 3684 nt
Organism: Penicillium olsonii
Lineage: Eukaryota; Fungi; Ascomycota; Eurotiomycetes; Eurotiales; Aspergillaceae
Source: the annotation of a GenBank genome assembly
AUGUCCGAUGGGGGAUCCGGGGCAUGGCUCCCUCGUCUUCCUCGGCUUCGUCCGCCCCUGUCCCGAGAAGCGCGAGGCUGGCGUCCAGUCGCCUUGCGACCGGCUUAUCUCGGUGCCCUCAUAUGUUCGAUGUUGACGAUUAUAUUGUGUCUGGAAGGGCUGCGACAGUAUAGCGACCGGGAAGGUGGACUGGCUUUCUUCGAAAACACCGACGAUGUUUCCUCCGCUCAAUCGUUCGCCUACAACUAUCUGCCAAUCAUUGUUUCACUCGUCCUGGUCGUGGUAUGGACUGUCACCGAUUUCGAUGUCCUCCGCCUCGAGCCGUAUUUUCAGCUAUCUCGACCCGAGGGAGCCCCGGCGACCGUGCUAUUUAUCAACUACAACUUCGGCCAGACUGUUCUUACCCCGAUCAACGCCGCUCGGCGGCGCCACUGGGUAGUGCUGUGGGUCUCGUUCGUGACCCUCUCGAUUCGAAUGAUUCUCCCUGCCUUGCAGAGCACGGUCUUCGAACUACGAGAGGUCACGGUGACUGAUCACGGCACCAUGAAAAGCUGGCCGCAUUUGGUGAACCUGGAUACACAAGAGCGGUGGAUGUCCACGCAGGCCAACAAUACUGUCGAUUCCCCGCUUACUUCGGACGAGCAACUGCGGCGCACCCGAUCCUCGAAAUUUGCCGUUGCACCCGUGGAAAUCCCAGGGACCCGACAGGAUGAGCGCACAAUGUGGACUUUGGAUCAAACCCUAUACUGGGCGGAACUCUCCUGUCAAAACGUUCUCGUUGGUGACAAGCUUACUGUUGCCAUCGAAGACCCUCAAGCCGAAAACCCAAUGAUCUCAUGGAAUGCGAGUGGCAUCGAUCUAGAUACCAAAUACGGCGGUGCGGACGAAUGCACUUUAGGGUUUCAAUACGAAAGUGUUUAUUUUCCGUCUACUGAUUACCUCCAAGUCCGCUACUGGGAGCCAGUGAUCAGUGAUGCAGCUAAAGAAGCCUUUCCGAACCGGACACAGGCCUUCACUGCAUCUGGAUGUGACCCGUAUGACCUAUAUGGCAUGAUCAUAGGCGUGAAUGCCACGACCGCCACUUCGAAUGAUUACUCCGUCUCGGGAAUGGCCUUCGCCUGCGACAUCACCUAUCAUCAGGCGGAGGCAAGCGUCAUGAUGCAUUCCAACAGUUCGAUCACAUCUAUCCAGAUUGAUCGUGGCACUACGAGGAAUCUGACGGCGGAUGAUUUCAGCAUCGAGCACUUCCAGGCCCUGCUAUCACAGCGCGCCCCUUAUACCAGUGACAUGCUGUUCAUACGUGAAAAUGCCACCACAGGGGACCGCACGAUCACGGAGUUGCCAGUCAUCAGCCAGGAAAUGGGAGAUUUCCAACCUCUUCUGGUACUGGACACUUCAACUGUGAUGACAGAGGCUGAACUUAUAUCGAAGAUUGAAAGGGACGUCAAACAGACGUUUGUCUUCACACUUGGUCGCCUAUUUGAUCCAGAGACCAAACCGGCCAUCAUCGCGGCCACCCGUCUGUCAAAACAGGUCGCGAUCGCGGUUGUUGACUUCGCCGCCCUGUGGUCUGAGUUCAUUCUGAUCCUGGCUACCUUGACUACCAUCUACCUUCUCUAUAUGCAUAACACACGAGAGCUGUUUCUCAAAAGUGACCCAGGCUCAAUUGGCGCGAUGUGUAGUAUCACAGCGGAUGUGUUCCACCCUUCCAACAUUCUUGCCGAGCCAGUGGCAGAAUUUCAUCAGUUUUCCACUCGCCAACUUCGUCGUAUCUUCAAAGAUGCUCGCUGUUACUGGCGACCAGGUCCUUCUGGGAACCGUUUGGAGAUUCUUGCAGAGGAUGGCUCCCCUGUACAGCUCGGGGAGAAUCUCCAGACUCAUGUUGACCCCAUGCCCCAUUUCCUGGUGAUUCCUUUCUUUUUGGUAGAAUUCCUAGCAUUGGCUGGAGUAAUUAUUCUCAUGGGCCUGGUCGUCGCGUCUCUGCUGCGUGAUGGUCGCUUUCGCCAUCUGACGCAGUCCGACUCGAGUGCAUUCCAGGUUGUCCUAUCCUUUUUGCCAUCCCUCAUUGCAUCUUCCGUUGGAUCUUUGUGCACUUCGAUUCACCGGAAUUUAAGCGUUCUGGAGCCAUGGGUACAUCUUCAACGCGGCAAUGCCUCAGCACGGGCCUCGUUAUCGAUCAACUAUUCCUCACAGAGCCCUUUUGCAAUCUUUAUAAAGGCAGUCCGCGACCGUCAUCUCUUGCUCGGACUUGUGUCUAUUGCUUGCGUCAUGAACAUGGUCUUGACCGUUGUCGCCGGUGGACUGUUCACUCAGCAGUUGACAACCACGACGUUAGACACCAAAGAUUUGACUAUGAACUACAGUCAAUCCAUCUUCUGGCAGACCGACUUUGCUGCCGAAUUCACGGAAUAUGAUCUAAUCCAAACGAGUAUAACCAGUGGGGUUCCCAUUCUCUCUUGGACUAGCCCAAACCAGUCUUUCAUCCCUGUUCAUGUGAAUAAUCGCAGCCCCGAUGUGACUUACGGCGCAUCUACCCUCGGUGUGGGCGCUGAGCUCAAGUGUCAAGCCCUCUCAACAAGUGACCUUGUACAUAACAGUACAAGUGGCCAUCAAUCCUGGCGGUACAAACUGUUCGACAAUUCUUCGGUGGAAUGCGCCGCGCGCAUGCCGGCCCUGCAAAGCAAAGAAGAGGGCAUUGCCUUGUCGAUUCACUUCCUUUCUCCAGAUGAUUUGGCUCAUUCGGAUGUCUGUCAGACCUCGACGGUACUUGUCGUUGGUCGCUGGGACUAUCUUGCAAAUUCCCCAGUCACAGACAAGAACACGAUUGCGUUGCACUGUGAGCCCCAUGCCCAAUUGCAAGAAUACUCUGUUGCUUUUGAUCAGAAAGGCCAAAUCGAUUGGCAUGAGCCUUUGCCCCACACAUCCAUCAACAAAGGGACCAUGUACGACAACGCCACUGUCAGUCUCGGCCAGUUCAACAAAGUCUUUGCUGCUAUUCCGAGUAGCUACAUUGGCAACACCACCAUGCAGAAUGGUACAUACAACAUCUCUUCGUACGAUUGGGCGGGCUUCCUGGUCGCCCGACUGUACCAGCGCCAGGAUCCUGAUUUUGAUUCACUCGACUUGGAUCUUCUGACUGAUAUGACCCAGACCGUUUACCAGUGGGUAUAUAGUACUUACUUCUCCAUUUGGCGCGAUAUAUAUCUUGAGCCGCUUGAUAAGCCAGUCUUGGCUACAAACGCCACCAUCACCAGUAGCACAUGGCACAUGGCCCCGUCAGCCCCAUCCCUUGCUAUUGCUCUGACCAUCAUUGUAUUUGAUACAAUCGUCGUUCUCCUGGUUUUCGGGACUCGCCGUGGCCGGUUCCGAGGUCCAAGAAUGCCUCGCUCGAUCGGCGCCAUCAUUCCGUGGAUCUCGCACAGCCAGAUGCUUCACGACUUCGCCGACACCCACACCUGGAGCAGCUCCAAGCGACACGCUCAUAUCUCGGCCCUCAACAAACGUUAUGGGUUUCGCAUGUUCAUGGGCGCUGAUAACCGCUGGAGAUUUGCUGUUGACCAGGAACCUGGGCCCCCAAAACCUUCGGAUGACCCGGAUCCCGCGGAGGACGAAGUUGAGGUCGACAAGACCACGACCAUUCAGUUGCAGGAAAUUCAAAACCCACAAUCUCCAAGUCCGCAUUAA